AUGGAUUUGGAACUAACAACAUUUUCCUCACGUAACAUGACGGGAUCAUCUUCUACCAAUGAUUCAAUCGAUUCAGCAAUUGAGUUUCACUUCCCACAACACAAUUCUUGGAAGUCAAGGAUAAAACAUUGUUUUUACUUGAUAUGGACUGGCCCCUCGGAACCAAGAGAUGAACCAGCUCCCCAAAUAGCGUCUUUAGAUUUUUUAGAGAGUAUUCCAGAUAAGUUUAGAGAGAGAAUAUCGUCACGAUAUCGAAAGGCCUUAUUCAUAUUUUAUAUUCUAUUUUGGUUUGGAUUAUGCUACAAUAUAUUAGUACCAUAUUUUACAGUCCCGCCACAUAUAUCAACUGACCUUAACAUGCAUAUUUAUACUUUAUCUUGCGCAUCACUGCAAGAGUUUUGGAAGGGGAAAAACGGUGCUUGUGGCUUGAAUGGACUGUUGUGUCCAGAAAUUAUAAAUAUGGAGAAUCAAAAAAACAUUGAAAAUGAUAUUUUAAUAAGGUGUCCUGCCUUGUGUGACCGGUCAAGUUGGACAUAUUCUUUAAUUCCAAUCGGAGAUCAAAGAAUCAAGUAUCGUGGGUAUUACAUUGGGGGUGGAGACAAAGUCACCAAGGAAAUAGACGAUGACCAAAUUACAAACCCUUACCGAGCCGACUCUUAUCCAUGUGGUGCAGGCGUUCACGCAGGUGUGAUAUCACCAUUUUGGGGAGGCUGUGCCAGGAUGUCAUAUAAAAGUGGAGAACAAUCGUAUUUUAAAGCAAGUAAAGGUUACUACGGGGUGAGUGAUUCAAUAGAAUUUUCCUCUUUUUUCAAAUUUUCCUUCAUCUUUAAAAAUUUAAAGCUUGGUGGGAAAGUUACAUUUGAUCAAUGCUACGAUCCUAGAUUGAUAAUUCUAUUAAUCAAUAUAAUUUUGGGAAUACCUGUUGUUUAUCUUGCCAGUGGAUCUGUGGCUUAUUGGACAAUUAGUAUUGUGGGCUUUUGGACUAUAUGUUUGGCAACUGAUCCGCCAGUAGAUGUUGACCCCAAUAAGGCUACAGAUUUUUCUCGGUUGUUGUCAGUGGCCAUGGAAAGAUUCUUACCAUCAUGUUGUGUAUUGUUUGUGUUGUGGCACGUUUCUGCGAAACGUACUUUAUCUGAUUUACCUUUAAAUUCCAAUACCAAAAUUUCUUAUAUGAGUAGAAUCCUUUUAUGGUAUCCUUUAUUUUGGCUUGGCGUACUUAACAAUAUGACUUUUGAUAGAUUGCCAGUGGACAGGUUAACUAUAAGCGAUUUGAAAGAGCAACCAGGUGCAUUAUUGGCCGUUGGAUCGAUAAUUCUUACAAUUACCACUUGUGCUUUUAUUCAAGCAUAUAAGAUUUGGCUAUCAGGAAGAUUCAAAAAGUAUUUGUUUGUUUAUUCGUUGUUUAUUCUUGGAUUGGUGUUUUUGGCACAACUACCUGGAUUGACUUUGCGGGUUCAUCACUACAUACUAGCAAUGCUAUUGAUUCCUGGAUGUGCAACUCGCGGAAGGACUGCUCUAAUGUUCCAAGGAAUAUUACUAGGGCUUUUUCUUUCUGGUGCCGCCCGAUGGGGAUUAGCAGCCAUUGUUGAAACAGCAGAAUCCUUACGACGAGAUGAUCCUAGAGGAAAUAUUAUUCCUCCUAUCUUUACUGGAUACAAUAAUGCUACUGGGAUAUUGGAAUGGACCAGCAUACCAGCAGAACUCGAACUAACCAAAAUCAAAUCGAAAUUGUAUGAAAAAUACAGUUCAAUAUCGCUUUUGGUUAAUGACAUAGAAAGGUUUGUUGGCAAUAAAGCAAAGUCCAUCAAUUUAAAGGAGUUGCUCACAAGUUCCAAUGAGUUAGCAGAAGAAAUUAAACGAGCAUUGGUUGACGGUGUGAAAGAUGAGAAUGGCGACAUAGUGGUGUAUUUAAGAAUUGGUCGGAAAAUUCCCAAUACGCACUAUUAUAGUGAUUUCUCCAAUGCGGCUACAUUAAAAUGGCCGAGCGGUGAGUUGAAACUACCUCUUCCUGGAAUAACAUAG
Messenger RNA from Candida dubliniensis CD36, 2022 nucleotides. RefSeq lists its product as uncharacterized. The coding region runs from base 1 to 2022 and encodes 673 amino acids. The transcript has a single exon. The record is from RefSeq and is a predicted model, not a curated record. NCBI's taxonomy places the organism in Eukaryota, Fungi, Ascomycota, Pichiomycetes, Serinales, Debaryomycetaceae.